AUGAAAAACAAGUACACUCCUAUUUUAGACUCUGAUGACUCUUCCAAAACGCUCAAUGAUGAAAAGGCAGAUAGUCGGUCGUCUCCUUCAGAUGGUACGCCUCCUCCGUAUUCAGUUUCAACCAAAUUUAUUGAUUUAGAAAUGGCUGAUGGAUCCGCUCAAAAUUCCGCCCAAGAUACUGUUAAUAACACCAGCUAUUUAUAUAAUACUGUUUUUCUAGCCAUAGUUUUUGGUUACAAGGUUUCUCCGUAUACGAAUGUUUUUUACGGGCUUGCUGGCGGUUCUAUUGGAUCCAUUUUUAUUUUCCUAUUCACGAUUCUUGUAACAUAUCCGGAAUGGUACAGGCAAACUGGAAGAUUAACCAAAAACGUAUUGUCAGCUAUGUGUAUCUCAGUAUUAUGUGUGUGUUUUCUCGAUGUCCUCGGUUUCACCGCGUAUUAUGCUGCAAAGAAGUUAACAGGAUUUGAAAAGAUAAACACUCCUUUUUCCUAUUUUGUUUGUGUUGUAAAUAUUUUCUUUUUUAUUAUUCUAGUGAAUGCAAAUGCGCGUGAACUACUAAGAUUAGUUAUCGUCGAUCUGAGAAACGGCAUAGGCGUCGGCGUAAACGGAAUAGGAAAUGCCAUAGGAAACGCUGUGGAUCGUAUUUUAGGUAUGUACACUUCGUAA
Schizosaccharomyces osmophilus is the source of this 666-nucleotide messenger RNA. It is a transcript of the gene wtf26, whose product is annotated as wtf meiotic driver. The coding region runs from base 1 to 666 and encodes 221 amino acids. The record is from RefSeq and is a predicted model, not a curated record. The transcript is spliced from 5 exons. NCBI's taxonomy places the organism in Eukaryota, Fungi, Ascomycota, Schizosaccharomycetes, Schizosaccharomycetales, Schizosaccharomycetaceae.